CUUCUUUCGUGAAAAUGCCAGUGGAAUAUCACGUGACCAUUCAGCUGUCAGAUGAGACUGGGGCAGACACGAUCAACCGGGUCUAUGUGACCCUGGUGGGAGAAAAGGGGGAGAGUGAAAGCCAGUAUAUCAACGAGGGCAUGUCAUUCUUCUCGAAAACUGAGUACAGUGGUGCCAUAUCCUGCCCUAACGACCUUGGGAAAAUUUUGCUGAUUAAGCUUGAUAUAAGGUCUAUGAUCUUCAAUGAUGUGUGGUAUCCUACUUUAGCGGUGGUGGAAUCUCCCAUCGGAAAUAAGUUCCGCAUUCCCAUCUACCAGUGGAUCACUGAGGAUAAAGAGCUUUCCUUCAGAGAAGGAACAGCUGCUUUGUGGUCUCAGGACAGUGAGGAACUCAGAAAGAUUCGGGACCAGGAGAUUGAGAAGCGAAGGAAAAUCUACUGCUGGGGUCAAGAUGAGGAAGGAAUUCCUUACGGGAUGAAGGCUGAUGGCCCCCUUUCGCUGCCUUAUGAUGACCAAUUCUCCCCGGGCAGGAAUAUAGAAGCAAUAGUCACACUAAGCAAAGCAAUAACAGAGCUGAAACUGAAAAAAUGGGCCUUGUGCAAGGAUGAGUGGACUUCUAUCAGAGAUAUCGGAUCCCUGCAUGAGCAGAACUUGACUCCUGUUUCUGAUUAUGUCUAUGACCACUGGACGGAUGAUGACUUCUUUGGCUACCAGUUUCUAAAUGGUAUCAACCCCAGGCUGAUCCAACGUUGUAAAGUCUUGCCUGAAAACUUUCCUGUGGACAGCGGUGUGGUGCUCCAGGAGGAGAUGGAUAAGGGACACAUUUUCCUGUGUGACUACAAGAUUUUGGACGGAGUGGAAACAAACACCAUCAAUGAGAAGAAGCAGUACUUGGCGGCUCCUCUUGUUCUGCUCCGCUUAGUUGAUAAAAAAAUGAAGCCCAUCGCCAUUCAGCUUCUCAUUCAACACUUUCGCUACACUUUGUUCAUCAACAAUUCAGCUCGACAGUCUCUCACAUCUAAAGAUGGAGCCUUCACCAAGUUUGCAGCUUCUGGUGGAGAAGGCAUGUGGACCAUCUUGAGGAAAUCCCUCGAAACACUGACGUACAAGUCCCUCUGCAUAAAAGAUGAUAUCAAGUAUCGUGGGCUGGAGGCUGUGCCAAACUUCUACUACAAGGAGGAUGGAGAGAAGCUCUGGGACAUCAUCCACAGGUUUGUGGAGGGAAUGCUCGGCCGCUACUACAAAAAUCACGAUCAGGUCAAGAAAGACCGUGAAGUGCAGAACUGGAUUUCGGACAUCUUCAAACAUGGAUUCCUUUCUGCUAAAAAUAAUGGAAUUCCAGACAAAUUUGAGAGCCUGCCUGAUUUGGUCAAGUUCGUUACCAUGGUGAUGUACACUUGCUCUGCUGAGCAUUCAGCUGUGAACACUGGACAGUAUGACUACUACGGCUGGAUGCCCAACGGCCCCAGCAGCCUGCAGCUGCCGCCACCAACCAAAAAGGGGGAAGUGACUGAAAAAACAAUUCUGGCCACAUUACCCAACAUGGAAACAACAGUUAAUGCCAUGGCUACUGUUUGGCUGCUCAGCAAGACAUUCAGUGAUGCGCUCCAUCUUGGUGACUACCCGCAGAAACAAUUCACCGAAGAAUGUUCCCGAGUGAAGAUAAGAGCCUUCCAACGAGAGCUUAAGAAGUUAAGCAUAGAAAUCAAUGACAGAAACAAGAAGAUGGAGCUACCAUACACAUACCUGGACCCAUUUGUGAUGGAAAACAGCGUGAGUGUUUGAAUCUCAGCGUCCGCUGGUGGAGGGAAAAUGCUUUUUAUGAUCUUUGAAUGCUGAUCAGGCAAUUCUACAUAGAAGUGCAUUAAUGCAGCUGUGUAAAAGUGAUUUAAUCGCAUCAUAUUCUCACAGUUCUGAACAAAACAUAAUCAAAUUUGAAGCAGAUCUUUUUGAUUAGCAGCUGCUUCAAGGGUGUUUUCAGUUGGAAUGUUUUGUUUCAUUAAAGAUUUAUUGCCUUUUUUUCCCUAAUCAACGACAACAUGUCACAUCUUUGUUACUUUACUUUGAUCAAG
Messenger RNA from Cololabis saira (Pacific saury), 2071 nucleotides. RefSeq names its product polyunsaturated fatty acid lipoxygenase ALOX15B-like. Bases 15 to 1784 code for a protein of 589 amino acids. Gene Ontology annotation, biological process: linoleic acid metabolic process; lipid oxidation. The transcript is spliced from 13 exons. NCBI's taxonomy places the organism in Eukaryota, Metazoa, Chordata, Actinopteri, Beloniformes, Belonidae. Gene Ontology annotation, molecular function: oxidoreductase activity, acting on single donors with incorporation of molecular oxygen, incorporation of two atoms of oxygen; iron ion binding; protein binding. The record is from RefSeq and is a predicted model, not a curated record.